Benincasa hispida (wax gourd) is the source of this 2951-nucleotide messenger RNA. RefSeq lists its product as uncharacterized. NCBI's taxonomy places the organism in Eukaryota, Viridiplantae, Streptophyta, Magnoliopsida, Cucurbitales, Cucurbitaceae. The record is from RefSeq and is a predicted model, not a curated record.
AAUAUACUCACGAGCCACACAAACAAGAACAUGGGCCUUGGCUAUAAAUAUUCUCUAACCAUCCUCUAGGGUUCCGCCUCCAUCAAAUUCUUCUCGUCUGUCCAUCGAAAUUCAUUCAGUGACAUGGGCGAGAGCCAUUCUAGCGAGAGCGAUGCCAGCGAGAGCCAUUCUAGCGAGAGCGAUGCCAGCGAGAUCCAUUCUAGCGAGAGCGAUUUAAGAUGCAUUGCCAAUGCAAGCAAAUAAAUGGCGAUUUAAGAUCUAUUCUGGUGUGAUUUAAGAUGCAUUGCCAAUGCAAGCAAAAUUGUCAAAGAGAAGCUCACGCCAAUGCAGUUGGCCAUGUUCAAGAGAACAGUUUUUGGGCGAUUUGUUGACGUUGAUAUGGUGUUCAAUAGCCCAAUUGUCCAUCACAUGUUGCUGAGAGAAGUGAAGAGGACAAAAUCAGACUCAAUGACAUUCGCUGUCUGUGGGAAGCUUGUCACCUUUUCGAAGGAUGAUUUUUUGGUGAUGACUGGUUUGUGGCAAUCCCCAUCACGAGUUGAUCGGAACCAGCGGUCCUCAUAUGAACUUGCCAUCAAGUAUUUUGGCAAUCGAGUGACGAAGGACACUUUACACCUCCGUGAACUCGAAGAAAAAUACAAGGACUUAGAGUUUGAAAACGAUGAUGAUGCUGUGAAGAUCAGCCUAGUCUACACUGAGAUCGCAAUGAUGGGGAAAAACAAGCAGAAAAAUGCAGUCGACCUCAAAGGUUUCAAGGACGUUCAGAGCUUGGAGUACUACAAUAGUCUUGAUUGGGGUACCAUUAUCUGGGAGAGGACAUUGGAUGCCUUAAAGACUGCCUUGAAUGAUAAGUUCAGUCUUUACAAGACGAGGGUCAAAUCAAAUAAAAACUAUGUUGUGAAGUACUCCUUACGUGGAUUUCCACAAGCGUUCCAGGUAUGGACGUACAAGAUCCUAGCUUCAUUGAUAGUUGAGAACAUUGUGGAACAUUGUGGAGCAAAGGAGCAAGGUGGCUUUGUCCCGCAUAUUACGAUUGUCAUGCUCCCACUCAGUGUCCUUCAAAGUACUCGAGAGGGAGAUAUUCGAGUCUAACAAUGUUAAAGAGGGCACUGUGAUGUCAAAUGCUGAAAGGGAGUUUCGGGAUACCUCGGUGGAACGACGAACUAUAUUUGAGCUAGGUGUGGAUGAUGAUAGUUUUUGAAAGUGGCUCAAGGUCGACGAGUGAGGGGGGUAGUCCCGAGAGUGAAAGUGACGGUGAUGUCCAUCGUGGAAAUGCCAAUGAUGAGGUUGUCAGGGUGGAAGGAGGGGAUGAUCUCGAGCAUUCUGAGCACGAGGAUGUUGAAUAUGGAAAGGUGGAAGGAGGGACAUACAAACGUAGUGAUGAUAUGUUCGAUGAUAUGAUGGGGGACGUACGCGAGGAGGACGAGUUGAACCAAGUUGAUGUCUUUCAUGCGAACUUCGGUACAGAGCGUCCUGUGGAUGAAGAGUGUCCUGAGUGUGCUGUCCGCCGCAGGGAGGGAGCCAAUGCAGACGAGUCUACUUAUUCGUACCUGCGGUCCAUUGACAGUGCACUAUCGAGGUUGGAUGGCUGUAUAUCGGGUUUAGAUAGUCGUGUCUCCAUUAUGGAGGAAAACAUGACUGAAAUGAAAGGGCAAUUGUCGGCCAUCCUUUCAUUGUUGCAGUCUAUGCACAAGGGUUCCACGGUGAAUGAGGAGAUGACCAGGUCACCCAUCCCAUCUCGGGAGCCCGAUACGACUGUGACUGCCUCUGACACUCCCAUCCCCAUCCCCCCUCUACAGUCCGAUACCACCCCUUCACCUACUUCCAACCCCCCUGUACAGCCCGAUACCACCAUUACCACAUCACCGAUUGACAUCAAACCUAUACAGGCCGACGUCCCACAGACAGAGCCCAACAUGUCUGCUUUACACACCAUGCCACCUAUAGAGGCUGACAUGUCUGGCAUCCCAGAGGCAGCCACUUCUGGGAUUGUUACGACCACAGAAGGAGUUCCACUGGAUUCUCGAAGAAUUAGUCGUAAGAGAAAACCAGUUGACAAAUAUACACCCCCAGCCCAAGCAAAGAAGAAAAAUGUGGCUAAACAUCCUCUUCCAGGUGUAGCUACGUCAAUAUUCAGAUCGAUCGUCAUAUAUAACGUAGCACACGCCAUUCCACACAAUAUCAUGACAAAAAUGAUGAGUUGGAUCUCGGACGACAAUACAAACAACGAGGUUCGAGAGAACUCCUUCAAACCACUCGACAAGCAAUUCUUCGAGGAAUUGAUUACCCCGAAUUCGUUGGUCGAGUGCGAUACCAUAAACACUUUAUUUUAUUUUAUGAAAGAUAAAUUUUAUACUCGGCCCGACAUGUGCAUGCAUAAGUUCACCAUCUUGCCAAUUGGUGUAAUGUCACCUCAAUGCUCGUGGCGGGGUAUUUAAAAGAAUAAAGAAUAAGUCACUCCUGGAGGCUGCCUUAGCUUGGGAAGAUGAAGACAAGUACAAGGACUACGUCAUCGGUAAAUUCGAUGUCAAAUGGGCAGAUGUGGAUUUCGUUUACACGACGAUGAAUAUCAGUGAGCACUAGAUGGUCCUUGCCAUGGACAUUAACAGAGGCCACAUAUUCGUGUUCGAUUCACUUCUGUCAUACACACUAAUGACAAAGCUGGUGAAUUGGCUAGAGCCAUUGACGGUCACAGUAUCAUCCCUACUUCACUAUUGUGACGUGGAUCGAUCGAAGUCGGACCUGUCCACGGCUCGUUGGAAAAUCUCGCGACCUAAGAACGUCGACAUACAACACGAGUCGCUUGAUGUGUGUCAGCUAUGGGCAAACACUCCAUAUUUUUUAUAUGUAACAUUGUAUUUUUUAUUCUUUGUAAAAACAUUCUUUAUUUUUUAUGUAUGUAAAAACAUUCAUGUAUAAUUGAACAUAUAUAUUUUAUUAAAGUUCGAAGUUCA